UAUUGGUUAUCUUUUAAAGUUUGCUUAAUUAGCUUUAUUGCUCGCAAAACUCAGCUGUUUCUCCCAUCAUUCGAAAUAAUAUCUAAGUUUAUUCAUCGUUGGGCAAAAUAGUAAUUAACAAGACGUGAAUCUGGUCUUCGGGAAUCAGAAUGUCUUCAACGGAGCAGCCUCUCAGAGCUCAGGACAAUGAGGCUUUCUAUACACCGAUAUAUGUCCUGACAGCUGUGUUUGGCGCAGUCUUUAUCUUUGGACCUCUUUUGGUUAGGAAAGGACCUAAUAGAGGAAUUACAAGAUGUUGUAUAAUGCUCGCUUCCUUCUGCAUGUGGAUAUUCUGGACAACAAUGUACAUAGCGCAACUGAACCCGUUACUGGGACCUCGCUUGUCGAACAUAUCACUGGCCUGGGUUGGACAUAAAUGGGGUAAACAUCCGAAACAUGUUGCAGAAUUGAGAGAAGACGGGACUUAGUUCAGUGACCUCGCUUAUAAGAGAUAAAAUUAUUUUAAGUACUACUAAUUACUUAUCCUAUGUGUUAAACGUUACGGCUAUUUUAAGAACCUGCUAUUAACAUAUUCAAUAAAAUUAAAUAAGAAAACACAUUAUUUUUAUUAGCUGCACUAAUUUUCAAAAUACGAAUGGCAAUUUGAUUGUUAGGAUUUACGUUAAAAAUUUUAGGCGCCGAGCCGAUUUUCAUAAAAUUGUAUGUGUAAUUAGAUGGGACUCUGGAGUCGUUUACAAGUAAGAUACCUAGGUGCUUAUAUAACUCAGGGUACCACUACCAGUCUGAAGCACUGCCAAAUUAUAAAGAUUAAAAGACAGCGAAUCCAGCGAAAAAAAUCCUUACAAUUUUAAUUCACUUUUAAAAUUAAUAUAAAUACAGCAUGUCUCUAUAAAACCUAAACAAAAGUAGCUACAAUCUAUAAAUUCUAGGUAAAACACAACAUAAGCCGAAACAAAACGCAAUCAAAAAGUGGCAACACCAAACGAAUUGUAAUCGCGCACGCCCCCAAAACAAAUCUGUGGGUAUCGCAAAAGAUCAAAAUAACAUUUGUACCGAAAUCAUUUAUCAGAGCUGAUUCUGUUUCCAUUUGGCGGGGUUUGGCCCACGCCACGGCUUCGGCGUGUCAUUAUGGUGAGGGAACAUGGUGGGGGAUUGUAGCGAUUUAUACUGUUUGUUGGAGUAA
Messenger RNA from Helicoverpa armigera (cotton bollworm), 1183 nucleotides. Its product is annotated as V-type proton ATPase subunit e-like. Gene Ontology annotation, cellular component: plasma membrane proton-transporting V-type ATPase complex; proton-transporting V-type ATPase, V0 domain. NCBI's taxonomy places the organism in Eukaryota, Metazoa, Arthropoda, Insecta, Lepidoptera, Noctuidae. Gene Ontology annotation, molecular function: proton-transporting ATPase activity, rotational mechanism. Bases 150 to 467 code for a protein of 105 amino acids. The record is from RefSeq and is a predicted model, not a curated record. The transcript is spliced from 4 exons. Gene Ontology annotation, biological process: proton transmembrane transport.